GAAAAGUUGCAACGUAAAGAGCUUUAUCAUGGAAGAAAAAUCAGCUUCAAGCAAGAUUUCCACAGAAGAUAUUAUGAAAACCGACAUGGGAUUAAUAUUGCAAAGUAGAGAGCUCUAUCAGUAUAUCUUGGAUACCAGUGUGUACCCGAACGAGGCAGAGCUUCUUAAGGACCUACGAAAGAUUACUUCCACACAACCAAGAAAUCAUAUGCUCUGUGCAGCAGAUGUAGGUCCAUUAUUAUCUAUUCUUCUAAAGCUUGUUAAUGCAAAGAAAACAAUUGAGAUUGGAGUUUACACGGGAUACUCACUACUUCUAACAGCUCUUUCGCUUCCGAAAGAUGGCAAGAUUAUAGCCAUCGACCCUGACCGAGAAAUGUUUGAGUUAGGGUUACCUAUCAUCAAAAAGGCUGGGGUUGAACAUAAGGUGGAAUUUAUUAAUUCCCCUGCUCUUCCUUUUCUUGACAAGCUACUUGAAAAUCCCAAAAAUGAAGGGUCAUUUGAUAGUGCAUUUGUGGAUGCGGAUAAGGUUAACAACAUGAAUUACCAUGAGAGGUUAGUGAAAUUGGUCAGGGUUGGAGGAAUCAUUUUGUAUGAUAACACAUUAUGGGGAGGAACUGUUGCUUGGAAAGAUGAUUUUGCACUUGAUAACCGCAUGAAAACUAUUCGAGCUGCUGUGAUUGAGCUUAAUAAGUAUUUAGCUUCUGAUAAUCGAUGUCAGGUAUCACAAGUUCCAUUAGGGGAUGGCCUCACUAUUUGUAUGCGUCGUUAUUGAUUGUUGUGUUAAC
Papaver somniferum (opium poppy) is the source of this 785-nucleotide messenger RNA. Its product is annotated as probable caffeoyl-CoA O-methyltransferase At4g26220. The transcript has 5 exons. Bases 29 to 772 code for a protein of 247 amino acids. Gene Ontology annotation, molecular function: S-adenosylmethionine-dependent methyltransferase activity; O-methyltransferase activity. The record is from RefSeq and is a predicted model, not a curated record. Lineage: Eukaryota; Viridiplantae; Streptophyta; Magnoliopsida; Ranunculales; Papaveraceae.